This is a messenger RNA of Coccinella septempunctata (seven-spotted ladybird), 404 nucleotides long. RefSeq names its product probable small nuclear ribonucleoprotein G (gene SNRPG). Lineage: Eukaryota; Metazoa; Arthropoda; Insecta; Coleoptera; Coccinellidae. Bases 83 to 313 code for a protein of 76 amino acids. Gene Ontology annotation, biological process: mRNA splicing, via spliceosome; spliceosomal snRNP assembly. Gene Ontology annotation, cellular component: spliceosomal tri-snRNP complex; catalytic step 2 spliceosome; U12-type spliceosomal complex. Gene Ontology annotation, molecular function: RNA binding. The transcript has 3 exons. The record is from RefSeq and is a predicted model, not a curated record.
UAACCUCAAUUUUAGAGAGUCUUGAUUUGUGGAUGAAUUCGUUUUUCAGAUUUUUAAAGUCCAAUUAUUUUAACCAUAAGAAAUGUCGAAAGCUCAUCCCCCAGAGUUAAAAAAAUUUAUGGACAAAAAAAUGUCUCUUCAGCUCAAUGGAGGCCGGUGUAUAUCGGGAAUUCUGAGAGGAUUCGAUCCGUUCAUGAAUCUUGUCAUCGAUGAAACUAUAGAAGAGUGCAAAGAUGGUUCCAAAAAUAAUAUUGGGAUGGUUGUUGUUCGAGGAAAUAGCAUCAUCAUGUUAGAAGCAUUAGAUCGGCUUUAACUUAUAAUUUAAUAUAAUGCAUAUAAUAAGAUAUGACUGAAUCUGAGAAAUGUAGCAGUAUGAAUCUGAGAAUAAAGUUUGUAAGUUCGUA